Corylus avellana is the source of this 420-nucleotide messenger RNA. RefSeq lists its product as uncharacterized. Lineage: Eukaryota; Viridiplantae; Streptophyta; Magnoliopsida; Fagales; Betulaceae. The record is from RefSeq and is a predicted model, not a curated record. Gene Ontology annotation, cellular component: cytosol; nuclear speck. Gene Ontology annotation, biological process: maintenance of rDNA; DNA repair; regulation of sister chromatid segregation.
AUGGACUACAACCUAGUAACGCUGAAGCUGCAGUGCGCUCAGCUAAAGGACAACGAAAACGCCGCUUAGAACGCCAUGACUCUCGGCGGCAUCCUCUUCCAACGCGCCUGGUUACAGGGCAUUAUGGUCUCGGCCCCCGAUGAAAACGACGACAUAGAAGCGCCAUUGCUUCUAGACGACGGCACCGGCAUCUUCGAGCUCUCCCUCUCCUCCGCCGACUUUCGUCUUCAUAUUAUAGCUAUAGGGAUGUAUGUGAUGGUUAUUGGAGGAUACAGUGCAGGUGCAGUUGAGCCUCCAGUGAUCAAGGUUCCCAAGAUUGUUGAUCUUUCAACGAUCCCGGAUCAAGAGGCGAUGUGGUAUCUUGAAAUUAUGGAGGCAUACAAACUGUUUUACAGCCCCCUAAUUGAAGAAGUUGUGUGA